Molecule: messenger RNA, 882 nt
Organism: Procambarus clarkii (red swamp crayfish)
Lineage: Eukaryota; Metazoa; Arthropoda; Malacostraca; Decapoda; Cambaridae
Source: RefSeq, a predicted model, not a curated record
CACCAGCCCCACCCAGACCCCUUAGACCAGCCCCAACCAGGCCCCUUAGACCAGCCCCACCCACAGCCUUUACUCCAGCCCCAACCACCUCAGCCCCUACCGAUUCACCCCCACAAGCGUUCUCAAUUCCGUGUACGUUCAACGACUCUGAGUGCCAAAGGUACGAGGUGUGUGCUCCCGUAAGGGAGAUCGUGGACCUGUGUAUGACAUGCUACGUUGGCGCCCUCCCCAUCGCCGCCUCUGCAAUGUGUCCACCGGGACAACUCUUGAACAAGGGCAGCAAAACCUGCACUUCUCCUCCUACAGCGUCUGAGCUGUGCCCACAAAGCCUCCUGCUGCGAGACAACGAGGUGGUGACGGUGGCACAGCAGUCUGUGGCCGUCCCCAGGACCCUCACUUGCUCCCAGAGCAACCUCCGCCCCUUCGAACCCUGGAUGGUCAGCGAGCACUGUACCAACUUUGAGCUGUGUAACAGUUAUGGGCAGUACAAGGAGACGAGGAUGCUCUGCGGAAACUUCUAUCAGUGCGCGAGGACCCGAGAGGGCCGCUGGGUUUCAGAGAUGUGGCAGUGUUUCGGCGACACCCUCUACAGCUACCAACACGACAGAUGUGUUUCCAAGCCUACAGCUGAUGAGUUGUGUGUGGGGUCGAGUGGUAAAUAGUGAAUGACGCCCCCAAGAAUCUGUAUCCUGAGGGUUAACAAGAGACGCGUGCACGUAUGCACGCACACGCACACGCACACACGCACACACACACAGGAAUGGAAGCUCUCGUAGUGGGGCACGCAUCGCGCCCGUCUGCUGUGUACCUUCCUGCCUAUCACCCACCCCCCACGGUGUCCGGUGUCUCAAAGCUAUACUGUAAAUAAAAUAUAAAAAAAUU